This is a messenger RNA of Auanema sp. JU1783, 1125 nucleotides long. Lineage: Eukaryota; Metazoa; Nematoda; Chromadorea; Rhabditida; Rhabditidae. The record is from the annotation of a GenBank genome assembly.
AUGCCAUUAGCUGAAGAGUUGGAACGAUUAUCAGGAGAGAAAUCAGUGAAGAAAGAAAUAAAUGGAUGGUGCUCAACAAAUUCCCGAUGUCACACUCGUCAAACACGUUUGGUAUCCAAAGAUGGUAAACCGCUAUAUGAUAAUAUUCAAAUUCCUUCUCGAAUACGAAGAGCUGCUAAAUCUUGCAGAAAUUGGUUUCAUCUAACCAUUGAAUACAAAUGGCGUACCAUACUGACGGUCUUUGCCGGAGGCUUUUUUCUUUCUUGGAUUUUGUUUGCUCUCAUUUACUAUGCCAUCACACAUUAUCAUCGAUUAUAUGAUACGACCGAUCACUAUCGGCCAUGUAUCGUCAAUGUGGAUAAUAUGGCAACAGCUCUGCUCUUCAGUUUGGAAUCACAAGCAACUAUAGGCUAUGGCCAUCGUUAUAUGACAGAUUUAUGUCCGAUGGCAUACACAACUUUAUGUAUUCAAGUGAUUGCUGGCAAUUUCUUACAAACUCUACUUGGAGGUUUAGUCAUAGCAAAGAUACUGAGACCUACUAAACGUCGACAGGAGAUGAGGUUCUCUCGUAUGGCUGUUAUAGGACAUCUGAGCGAAAACGAUAGAAGGCCAGCUUUACAAGUUCGUCUGGCAGACAUUCAAGAAAAACUUUUCUUAGCUGAAUCACAUGUUCGAAUGUUUAUAGUGAAUAGUCGGAUAAAUAAGAGAGGAGAUCGCGAACUGGUUGGUAUGAGAGACAUUAAUGUUGGCUAUGAUUCUGGAUGGGAUCGAGUUCUUCUUUUAUGGCCGAUUGUCGUACGACAUGUGAUUGAUGAGAACAGUCCUUUAUAUGGAAUGACAAGAGAAUCAUUACAAGAAGCAGAUUUUGAGAUUAUAAUGACUGUCGAAGGGAUUGUGGAAGCGACGGGUAUGACAUUUCAAGCCCGAACGUCGUUCCUUCCAUCAGAAAUUCUCUGGGGUCAUCGAUUUAAAACGAUGGUGACAUUGAAUGAAAAAUUGGGAAAAUAUGAAGUGAAUUAUAAUCUGUUUGAUCAGACUGAUAGAAUACCUGAUUUUGAGAUGAUUGAUAUUGAAGAAGGGGAUGAGAAUGACAACUUCACUGGUCCAGCUUCUGGGUUCUUAUAG